Caenorhabditis elegans is the source of this 979-nucleotide messenger RNA. It is a transcript of the gene C25H3.7, whose product is annotated as GST_C_6 domain-containing protein. Lineage: Eukaryota; Metazoa; Nematoda; Chromadorea; Rhabditida; Rhabditidae. Bases 2 to 829 code for a protein of 275 amino acids. The record is from RefSeq and is marked reviewed. The transcript is spliced from 5 exons.
AAUGCAGUCCGUUCUCAACUUGGGUAAAACUACAGUAACCACCUGCACAUUUCUUCGUGCAGCAAGUACAAGUCUACAGGGUAAAGGACCACUAAAGACAAAUUGGAAAGAGAAUGUGGUAUAUCUUUAUCAAUUUCCACGUCCAGCUAAUCGUCAACCGAAUCUAUCGCCGUAUUGUCUGAAAAUUGAAACAUUUUUGAGAGCGAAUCGUAUUAAGCAUGAGGUCGUUGGAACGUGGCUUACACUUCGUCAAUCUCCACGAGGACUUCUACCAUUCAUUGAGCUCAAUGGACAACAAAUUUCGGAUUCUCAAGUUAUCGUAUGGAAACUUCAGAAACACUUUGAUCUCGAUGACAAGCUUGAAGGAUCGGAUAGAGGAACGGCUCGAGCUGUGGAAAGAAUGAUUGAUUUGUCAACUAAUUAUGCUCUUCUCGUCGACAAAACUGUGAACAAUGCUCAUCUUCUUCUUGCAAGACAAGUCAGCAAUCUUCCACUUCCAUCUUUCCUCACCAACUACCUUGCCAAAGGAUUCAGUCAGACUGCUCGUAAACGUGUGAAUGGAGUUCUCGGAAAACUGGAUGUGGCCGAGCAAAAAGAACUGCUCAGACGAGAUAUUCGAGCAAUCGAUGAUAUUUUGGGCGACAAAAAGUUCUUGUUUGGUGACAGAAUCACUUCGGUUGAUUGUUCCGUAUUCGGACAAAUCGGUGCCGUAUUCUACCUCCCGUAUCGUCAACAAAUCAGCGAUCUUCUUGAAGACGAUUUUCCACGUGUACGUGCCUACUGUGACCGUAUCCGUCAACACUAUUAUCCCGAGUGGAGAGACGAUUGAAUACAAGAAGAUGUGUUGUAGACGACUGAUUUUUUGUAGGAAUUAAAUGAGAUAAUUUUGUAUGUAUGUCUUUAUAUUCAACGACUUUCAUUUUAACGUUUAAUUGAAAAAAGUAAAUGAAAAAAGCAUUAAUAAAAGAACAGCUAAAAC